UUGGUCAUUCUCCUGAUUUGUGUAGUUGAUGAAAUGAACAGUCACUUCCGAACACAAGCUGGCCUGUAUAUCGACCACAAGCAUGAAGUGUAUACCGUACACGAGGAUAACAAUGGCUUCUCUAUUAUUGGUAUCGGCUAAUACAGACGUAAAAGUAUAUCAUCCUUCCCGUUUAUUCACAAAAAUUUCUGAUUGUAGUACACCGCGAAUCAGAGGAUUCUCGUUCGCUCCGGCGUUCAAUUUCCCGGUCGUAUACCCUCAGAAAAGUCUUCGUCGAUCGUUCUCGCCUCUAAACGUGAACAGCAGCGGAGAUGAAGCCACGGGCGAUUUAAUUGAAGAACUGAGGGUUCCAAUCCAGUGGUCGGAACCUUCUAAAGCUUUAGAGGCGUCAGAAUGGUUGAGAGUUACUCUCAACAAGUGGUUGGAUGAUGAAUACUGUCCUGAAGACACCAAUAUGGAAAUUAGCAAGGUUGCUUCAAGUUCGUUCUACAAAUCAUUAAUGGAGAAAGAGAUUGAUAUAGGUGAGAUAUUGUUAAAGAUGGCUAAAGAUUUGGAAUCUAUAUCAUAUCAGGAGAGCUUUCAUGGAGCAUUCUCAUCAGCAAAUGCAGCAGUAAGUCUCAUAAUCCAACGGAUUGAGCAGGAGUCCUAAAAGCUUGACUGCAAUCGGCCAGGUUUCCCUCCUGUAGCGAUACAUAUAUUUUCUUGAGAUUUCCUUUAACUAUCUUUGCAAGGAUUGCCUUUUUACUGUCAUUAUCGCCUUAUUCAUAAGGUCAAUUGUCUAUUUUGAGAGUUCCAUGGCUGAUUUCUCUCUCUCUCUCUAUUCGCUGUCUUUCUAAUUGGCUUCGUCUUGGCUUAAUAUAAAGUUAUCAUUUCAUAAAUUGUUAUGGUCAGUAUUCUGGUAGCUGGACUGUGUUUGUAUAUGAUAUUUGUUUUCUCUAUAAGGACUUUCACAUGCUGAGGAGAUCUUUCUGAAACAUUGUUUAAAACAUCAAGAACUAUUGCAUCCAUACUAUUUUACUUUAUCAUGUCAUAUUCAGAUUGAUAUAUUCUUCAAUUUACUAAGAAUGUUCAGCCACACAGAUACGAUCAAGGUGAUUUGUUUGGACUUUGGAGAGAGUGAUUUGGGUCAGGCUUAUACUGCUUUGAGGUUAUCUGUAGACAGUUAACUCACGUUCCUAGUGAUCUAGAGUAUAUAAUUGGCAGCUAACUUUGGUAGCUACUUGUCUUAGAAGUGCAUUUAACUAUCUGAAAUGCGUUUUAAGAAAUCAUAUUGAAAGGAUCAAUGCUAACACAGAUUGAGAGAAUAGCUUGACUUGAUCAGUGUAAGAGGGAUAUUAAGGUUGUGAUAUUCCUUGAUAUUAAAUAUUGCAUGAUUUGCAGUGUGGUGAAGGCUGAAGAGGUGGACGAGCAUGCAUUGCCUUGCAUUUAGUUUGGGUUUCACUCAUCAUCCUGUUACAUGUUUUUUGAAAUGAAUGAAUGCAUAAUGCACUUGGUAAUACCAACUUGGGUUGAUUAUGGGGUGCUCACAACUUUUGAAAAUAUGGUGCAUUGAUUGUCAUGAAGAUUAGGGUGUGUUUGGUUCGAAGGGAGGGAGAGGAGGAAGGAAUAAAUUCAUGUCCCCUACUCCACUGUACUUACCGAAGUUUAAACCCAAAAGGGGGAGGCUGAUGUUUCCGUUCCCUACCCUCUAACUGAACAAACCUAUUAGGUAGAGCCAUUAAUUACAUUACAGGUUGCAGAAACUAUAUUAAAAGAAAGUCUCCAGAGUAUAAUUCAUAUAACUUUGUAUGAGUUCUCUAAAGACUGUUAUAGUGUGUUUUCUUAUGGUCCAGAG
Molecule: messenger RNA, 1834 nt
Organism: Cuscuta europaea
Lineage: Eukaryota; Viridiplantae; Streptophyta; Magnoliopsida; Solanales; Convolvulaceae
Source: the annotation of a GenBank genome assembly